Messenger RNA from Filobasidium floriforme, 1078 nucleotides. Its product is annotated as checkpoint protein Hus1/Mec3. Lineage: Eukaryota; Fungi; Basidiomycota; Tremellomycetes; Filobasidiales; Filobasidiaceae. The transcript is spliced from 10 exons. Gene Ontology annotation, cellular component: checkpoint clamp complex; site of double-strand break; nucleolus. The coding region runs from base 100 to 981 and encodes 293 amino acids. Gene Ontology annotation, biological process: double-strand break repair via homologous recombination; telomere maintenance; mitotic intra-S DNA damage checkpoint signaling. The record is from RefSeq and is a predicted model, not a curated record.
CAAGUGGCAGGAAUAACCGAACGAGGAAAAGCCUCUGCAUCAUCUAAAGACACUCCUCAUUGGCCCAUAGCUGUACUCCGAAACACCAUCUCGCUCAGGAUGAGGUUUCGAACCAAGAUCAUCAACGCCUCGUUGAUGAACAAGGUAGUCAAAUCGCUUCAAAGUACAGCUAAGAGCUGCGUCAUCAAGCUCGGACCUGAAAGCGUACACUUUAUCGUAUCGGAUAGUGAGAGUGGUCCGUCAGGGGUGCAGAUAUGGUCACAAGUCAAAGUGGUCACUCUUUUCGACGAGUACCGCAUCGAAUCGCGGGGAAACAACGAAAUCUACCUAGAAAUCGGCCUGGAACCUCUAAGUAAAGCUUUACGCUCGGCCGAGAUGGUAGGGACGACGGGGAGAGACUCCGAGGCCGGAGUCAAACUGAGCAAGAAGAACGACAAAGCGGUGUUGGUCUUUGACAUCGUCGGACAGGGGAAUGGUCCCACCCCCAUAUCCAUCACGCAUGAUGUGACAUGUCUGGUAUUGAAUCCCAGCCGAGUCGCUCAGCUCAAGGAACCCCUUUGCCCUCAACCGGAUAUUCACGUGCACCUGCCUAGUUUAGCUCAGCUGAAAGGUUUAGCCUCGAGAUUUUCUCACCUAGGCUCAACGGUUUCGAUCUCUGCCAACAAGAAAGGAGAGAUGUUGUUCACGGUACAAAGCGAUGGGCUCAAGAUGGAGACUAAAUGGGAAAAGUUGGCGAUACCGAAUUUCAAUCAGGAGGCAGAUCAACAACCUGCGCAGGAAGUGGAUCCAGAAGAAGCCCCGACGUUCAGUGUCAGCAUCAGUAUCAAGAAUCUGCUCAAAUUCCUCGCUACCAACCUCGCCAACACAACAACUAUUGCCUGCAUAUGUGACAACUACUGCCUGAUCGCUUACGUCUACAUCGGCGAGCCCAACGAGGCGGCAGGCGUUUUGACUCUGUUCAUCCCAAAAUCGGAAGCCUGAAAUACAUCAUCAUCAGACAGGAACGAUUACGACAUCACGAAGGAAAUGACCAAAACAAACGGGCCAAGCAUAACAUCAAGGUGUAUCAAGGUGUAAC